GCUUGUGUGUCAGGUACUAGACUAGUUCUACUUGGUAGUCUAGUCAAGUCCAAGGUUUAAGAAUUUAAUUAAGUGUUAUGGAUGAAAGAACAGUGUAAAUAACACAAGAGUAACUUGAAAAACCGACAUCAUGUCAUUCUCCAAUGUAUUACCGGAUGAUGAGGAUUUCUUCUCAGUACCCCCAGCCGCACUCAGAAGACGAACCUUUACAACCAGCAUUGUAAGAAAUUCAAUCUCGCAUCAGAAGCCAACGCCACCUAAAGAUGACACAAUAUUUGCUGUGAAGGAUGAUGAAAACUUUUCAGUCUUUGCAAAGGGUCGAGAUUAUGAGCCAGUGUAUGUAACUCAUGAGUACACAGAACAAGAGAAAGACACGCUCAAUGCUUAUGAAAGUUGUGACUAUUUACCUAAUCAUUGUCACAUUUUUAAACAUUGGAUUAAACGUCAGACGAUUUCAGACCUCGAAACAGACAGAUGGGUUUUGAUGGGUCUGAUUGGUUUUGUUAUUGGAGUAGUUUGUUUUUUUCUACAUCAACUUAUUGAGCGAAUUGAUCACUUGAAGUGGCAACAAACCAAAUCAUAUCUGGAGGAUGAGCGACUUUUAGAGGGUUGGUUUUUCUGUGCUGGCUACAGUGUUUUGUUUGCAGUUUUUGCUGCAGCCAUUGUUGUUUUCUGGAGACCAAGUGCAGGGGGAUCAGGCAUGCCUGAAGUUACAGGCUAUCUAAAUGGGACACAAAUCAGGCGUGUUUUUAGUGUCAAAACCCUCAUUGUCAAGUUCUUUUCCUGUGUUGCGGCUAUUGGUUGUGGUAUGCCUAUUGGUCCUGAAGGACCCAUGAUUCAUAUGGGUGCUAUAAUUGGUUCUGGAUUAAGUCAGCUGUCUGGUUACUUAAAAAGAAUCCGCCUGCCUUUUUUUGAAAGAUUUAGAAAUCCAGAAGACAAGCGAAACUUUAUAUCUGCUGGUGUGGCGGCAGGGGUAUCGGCUGCAUUUGGGGCCCCUGUUGGAGGUCUGUUGUUCUGCAUGGAAGAAGUUUCCUCAUUUUGGACAAAAACUUUGGCUUGGCAGAUUUUCUUUUGUUGCAUCAUUGCAACAUCCACAUCGGAUAUUUUCAACUCUGCUUUUGAAAGGUUCCAAAUUAUUGGCAUGUUUGGUGAGUUCAGGACAAGCCGGUAUAUUCUCUUCAAUGUGGAUGAAGCUGUGGAUAUAAACAUUCUUAUGUUCAUUCCCUCUGUUAUUAUUGGUAUCAUCGGAGGUCUACUUGGAUCACUCUUUACUAUAAUAAAUCUCAAAAUUCAUAGGUUAAGGAAGCGUUUCCUUGCUUCAAUACCCAGGCCAUGGGUUGUAAAAUUUCUACGAUUGCUGGAGCCUGCAGUCAUUAUGUUGAUUAUGAGUUCAUUUUCAAUUUUUCUGCCAAUGGCAUUUUCAUGUAUUCCUUUUACUUGCAUGAAAGGGGAGUCAGGAAUUAUAAGUCAAUAUUGUGUCAAUGAUACAAUGAACAAGUAUGACUCACACUUUGUAGAGGAAAAUAUUUUUCACACUUGUGAUGUGGGGACGUAUUACCUUGACAACACUACAUUUGUAUACAAUGGUACUUACAAUGAAUUGUCACUCCUGUUAUUCAGUUCAAAGGAUGAAGCCAUGAAAACACUGUAUCUACGAAACUCACACAAGAUGUUCAAUUACGGACCUUUAUUUGCCAGUUUGAUCAUCUACUUUUUUAUGGUGUGCUGGUCAGCUGGUACUUCUGUUGCUGCUGGCAUUCUGGUUCCCAUGCUAAUGAUUGGAGCUUUGUAUGGUCGAAUCAUAGGUCUAAUCAUGGUAGAUCUUUUUGGCAUUCACUUGGAUAAUGACUACUUAAGCUGGAUGGAUCCUGGGGCCUUUGCUCUGAUUGGCUCAGCUUCCUUCUUUGGUGGCGUGUCUAGACUAGCUCCUGCCAUUACAGUCAUAAUGAUGGAACUUACCAAUGAUCUCAAAGUGUUACUGCCCGUGAUGACAGCUGUAAUGGUGUCAAAAUGGAUUGGAGAUUUUUUCACCCACCCAUUCUUCCAUGCUUUGCUUGAGCAGAAGUGUAUACCAUUUCUAAACCAAGACCCCCAUGUCAGGAUUGAAGGUUUAAAUGUUAAACUGGAUCUGUUUUCUGCUGAGGACAUCAUGGCUUUCCCGGUGGUGACACUAGAAAUUGUGGAUCAUGUGCCCAGGAUAGCGCAGAUCCUGCUGGACUACCAACACAAUGGCUUCCCUGUCAUACGCAAGAACAGAGAAGGAAAGAAAGUUUUCUAUGGAUUGAUCACCAGAUCUGAGUUGCUAGUGAUACUACAACACAGGAAUGUCAUGACCCAUGGGAGGUGUGAACCCAUGAAAGAUGAUGGCGUGGACAUUGAUUCAAUUGAUUAUAAAAAGAUGUUGAGAGGAAAAAGAGAUAAUGAAGAAGUCAAUACAAAAUUCUUGCUCCAGUUUGUGGCAGAACAAUCAGAAUAUGCAGAGUACUACAUAGAUUUGACCCCAUAUGUUAAUCAGUCUGCAAUGUCAGUUCAGACUAAAUUCUCGCUGAAGAGAGCAUACACAAUUUUAAGUGCACUUGGCCUACGUCAUCUUACUGUGGUCAAUUGUGACAAUGAGGUUAGAGGAAUGAUUACCAGAAAAGAUCUAAUGGGUCAUCAUAUGGUAGAGGUGUUGACACCAAUUCUACACAGAAAAAGUUAUUUUAGAACUGGCUCUUUUGAGAAGAAGGAAGAAGAUUCAGACACAGGAGGAAAAACUGAAGGGAAUAAAGCUGAUGGAAACUGUGAGAGUGCAGCUACUGCUAAUGUGAUUCCAACUAUUGUUGUGACCAGUCCAAGCAGUAAAAAAGUGACCUCCUCUGUGGUAGUAGAGUUAAAUACCUUAACAGAGGAUGAAGAACAGAACUGCUGAUUAUGGAUAUUAUUGACAGAAUAUUUCAAUUCAUUUGAAUGUAAAUUAUGAAUUCUGCUCAGGAGAUCUUAUUUAUUUCUGUAUUUGAUACAUUUGGUUUCAGUAUUUUAUAUUUGUGUAAAUUAGAAUAUUGAAUUGAUAAUUUUUGUACUAAAAUCAUUCAUCAAUUUAAAAUGAUUCUUUUUCAUUUUAAUAAAUAUGUAUAUAUAUUUUUAAAAUAACAAAA
Physella acuta is the source of this 3137-nucleotide messenger RNA. RefSeq names its product chloride channel protein C. Gene Ontology annotation, cellular component: membrane; intracellular membrane-bounded organelle. Gene Ontology annotation, molecular function: chloride transmembrane transporter activity. NCBI's taxonomy places the organism in Eukaryota, Metazoa, Mollusca, Gastropoda, Physidae. Gene Ontology annotation, biological process: chloride transport; transmembrane transport. The record is from RefSeq and is a predicted model, not a curated record.